Molecule: messenger RNA, 482 nt
Organism: Eimeria tenella
Lineage: Eukaryota; Apicomplexa; Conoidasida; Eucoccidiorida; Eimeriidae
Exons: 1
Source: RefSeq, a predicted model, not a curated record
AUGACGCGUCAGCAACAGGCCACUGAUAGCAGGGCGUUAGCAGUCCCCGCAGAGCAACAGCAGCAGCAAUGGCAUCGGACGCCACAGCACAGCCAGCAGCAGCAGCAGCAGCAGCAACAGCAGCAAGAAGCAGAGCAGCAGCAGCAAAUUCUUCCCUUACAGGCCCUUCUGUCCGAAUUCAUUUCCAGCACGUCGUCGACUAUGGCGCACCAGCCGGCGCCACUCGCGCAGCUGUUCGGGUCAUUCUGUAGCAGCAGAAGCAGCAGCAGCAGCAGCAGCAGCAGAGGGUGCAGCAUGCAAACACUGCAUGCACUGCAGGAUCACGGAGCUUCCCUGCGAAGCCCCGUUGCUACUGCAGCAGCAGCAGCAGCACGACGAAAACAGCAGCAGCAGCAGCAGCACGACGAAAACAGCAGCAGCAGCAGCAGCAGCACGACGAAAGCAGCAGCAGCAGCAGCAGCAGGAGCCCGCACGGAAGGGUU